Molecule: messenger RNA, 1614 nt
Organism: Uncinocarpus reesii 1704
Lineage: Eukaryota; Fungi; Ascomycota; Eurotiomycetes; Onygenales; Onygenaceae
Exons: 5
Coding region: 1-1614 (537 amino acids)
Source: RefSeq, a predicted model, not a curated record
AUGGCUUUCAAGGGACGAGGGUCAGAGGGAGUCGUUGCUUGUCGCCAGAGGAGCCAGAUAACAACACAGACGGAAAAUAGACUAAUGAACGACACAGUGGCACCUCAACUCAAUGCAGGGCUUCAGCUGCCGCUGAUAUCGCCGGUCCCGGAAACAAGUCCACCGCUUAUACACACAACUCUAUCACCAUUACCUCUGUACUUUUCUCCAGAGCCUAUUCCUACUUUGAGCGACGCAUACGAAAGCAGCACCCUACCAGAUGCCUAUUUGACUGCUACCGCUUUGCCUACUGUCCCCUUUGAUUCCACUGGGGAGGAGAUAGACGAGCAUGACCCUCUAGCACCUGGAUAUUUCUUAUUUAGUUGGCGGAAAUCAGCUCGCCUUUCUAAUCGUGUCAAGUCUCGGACCUGGAACCUGUUAUCUCGGGUGUCGGAUUGGUUAUAUUCAUCCCUCACGAGCGGAAAGUACGCGCCACAUGAAGGCAAAGCGUCAAAAGAUGGAGCCGUCGAACAUAAUGGGCCUGUAUGGCAGUUUGCACGCCCCAUGGUUGAAGGCGAUCAGCAAAUAUUACAUGAUAUACCAGACUACGUUUAUGAGUACUCACCCUUGGUUCACCUAUACUCCGGCGAACAAUUCUGGCCAGGCGACAUUGGAGAACACUUGACGCACAUCACCCCGUAUUUAAACUAUACCCCUCUCAGAGCAGCAUCGGAACACCCGUUACUGGACGAUCUUGAUGAGCUGAAUAACUGGCAACAGGGCCGUUAUGUUUUUUUAACAAGCGACGAUAACGUGGAAUCCCGUCCAAAAUGGUUGCUGGGCAGGAAGAACAUUCCAGCUCCAAUAGACGAAAGUAAAGUGUCGGGUUAUUUCGGACGAAAGAGUAAAACAGGCGGUAGGAGCAGUGCACCAGCUGUCCUAAUCGUCAUCGACAAAGGAGACGGCAUCGUCGAUGCCUUUUGGUUUUAUUUCUAUAGCUAUAAUCUAGGAAACAUGGUGCUCAACGUCCGCUUUGGGAACCAUGUCGGAGACUGGGAACAUUCCCUCGUUCGAUUUCAUCAUGGCGAACCUAAAGCUAUUUUCUUGAGUGAACAUGCUGGUGGAGAAGCAUAUACUUACAACGCGGUGGAGAAAUCGGGCAAACGACCCGUUAUAUACUCUGCUACUGGUACCCAUGCCAUGUACGCCACGCCAGGUAUACAUGCCUACAUCCUACCUUGGGGCCUUCUCCGCGAUCGAACGGACACCGGGCCUCUCUGGGAUCCCGCCCUCAAUCUCCACGCAUACAUUUAUUCGGUUAAUAACGACACUCUUUAUCCAUCGAGUCGAACGCCCCAUGCCCCCACUGAAUGGUUCUCUUUUCGAGGCCAUUGGGGAGACAAAAUAUAUCCGUUGAGCGACGAUCGACAGUACAGGUUUGCCGGACAGUACCAUUAUGACCAAGGGUUCAAGCGUUUGGGGAGGAGGAAGGUGUGUCCCGGGCCGGAGGAAGGUGCUUGCAUUAUUAGAGACGAGAUCAUGGGGAAAGGAGGUCGAAAAGAUGUGAAGGCAGCGGGAGCGUGGAAUGCAGGAUUGAGUGAAGAUGACGAGGAAGAGGAUCUGAUCCAUGACUAG